AUGAAGUCCUUCGUUCUGGCAGCUGCCGCUAUCCCAGCCGUGCUUGCUUCUUGCAGCAGCGCUGCCGCCGUCUCCAGCAGGCCUACCGGUGCCUCGUCUGGUGCUGCUGCCGCCACAACAGCCGCCCCUACUGCGACAAAUGCUACUGUGACCGGCAAUGGUGGGACAACAUGUACAGUCACUGCCGCCGCCGGUGUCGCCUCGGCGGUCGCUUCGUGCUCCAACAUCCUCCUGGACAGCCUGUCCAUGCCGGCCUCCUCAACUUUGGACCUCCAGAAGCUACAGCCAAGUGCUUCCGUCACCUUCAGCGGAACCACGUCUUUUGGAUACACGGCAGAUGAAGACUUCGACCCCAUCGUCGUGUCAGGCGACCAUAUCACCCUAACCGGUGCCCCAGGCCACGUUAUCGACGGGAACGGGCAGGCCUACUGGGACGGCCAGGGCAGCAACGGAGGCACCAAGAAGCCGGACCACUUCUUUGUCGUCAAGAAGACCACCUACGCAACCAUCUCUGGCCUUAACAUCCAGAACUGGCCGACUCACUGCUUCUACAUGACGGGCAACGAGCACCUGACGGCCCAGAACAUCCUCCUCAACAACACGGCCGGAGACGCGCCCAACUCGGCAUCCGGCUCCAAGGCCGCGGCGCACAACUCGGACGGCUUCGACAUCGGCGCCUCGGACUACGUCACCCUGUCCGACAUCCAGGUGUACAACCAGGACGACUGCGUGGCCGUGACCUCGGGCACGCAGAUCACCGUGUCCCGGCUCUUCUGCUCGGGCGGGCACGGCCUGUCGAUCGGUUCCAUCGGCGGCAAGUCCAACAACACGGUGGACACGGUGCUGUUCGAGGACUCGGAGCUGGUCAACAGCCAGAACGGGGUGCGCAUCAAGUCCAACAGCGGCACCACGGGCUCCGUCGCCAACGUCACCUACCGCAACAUCAAGAUGUCGGGCAUCUCCGACUACGGCCUCGACGUCCAGCAGGACUACCUCAACGGCGGCCCAACCGGCGAGCCCACCAACGGCGUCAACAUCUCUUCCAUCACCUUUGAGAACGUCACGGGCACCGUCGAGUCGGACGCCUACAACUACUACGUCCUCUGCGGUGAUGGCUCCUGCAGCGACUUCACCUUCACGGAUGUCGACAUCACCGGCGGCAAGGAGAGCUGCAACUUCCCUACCAGCACCUGCCUUGCUUCGGCAUAG
Messenger RNA from Diaporthe citri, 1209 nucleotides. RefSeq lists its product as uncharacterized. NCBI's taxonomy places the organism in Eukaryota, Fungi, Ascomycota, Sordariomycetes, Diaporthales, Diaporthaceae. The record is from RefSeq and is a predicted model, not a curated record. Gene Ontology annotation, cellular component: extracellular region. Bases 1 to 1209 code for a protein of 402 amino acids. The transcript has a single exon. Gene Ontology annotation, biological process: pectin catabolic process. Gene Ontology annotation, molecular function: polygalacturonase activity.